Musa acuminata AAA Group (dessert banana) is the source of this 2384-nucleotide messenger RNA. RefSeq lists its product as uncharacterized. The coding region runs from base 1349 to 2230 and encodes 293 amino acids. The transcript has 3 exons. The record is from RefSeq and is a predicted model, not a curated record. NCBI's taxonomy places the organism in Eukaryota, Viridiplantae, Streptophyta, Magnoliopsida, Zingiberales, Musaceae. Gene Ontology annotation, biological process: RNA processing.
GGAUUGGUUUCUGCACCUGAGAUGCCAGCAGAGCAGUAGAUCGAGGCAAACAUCGAGCCAGCCGGCGAAAGGCCCAUGCAAUCCCAUGGGUGCCAACCGUGGUGGAGCAGCGAGGAGAGGGCAAGGCAGAGGAGGAAGAAGAAGGUGGCCGGUUUAAUAGGCAGAUUCAAUGGGUAAUAGAACGAGAAAACCGGACCGGAACAUGGUUCGGAAAAUUCAACCAAGAACCGGUUCAAAGCCGGUCUAUCGUACCAUUUCACGGGCGGUUCGAGAGAGCUAUGGAAACUGGAACCGACCGACGUCGAGGCAAUCGUUCGUCGUCGUCUCCGUCUCCUUUUUCCUCCUGCGUAUCUCCGUGAUUCUGCAGACUUCGUCUUCUACUCCGCCGUCGUUUUCCUACUGCAGCGUUGAAGCUCUAUAAGACUUCCAUGUGAGUAGUAGACAAAACCCCUAUCCGAAGAAAUUGCAGGCAUCAGACAAGCCCGUGGUGAAAGAUCUUUGUAUGCCCAGUAAUUGUUUGCUAUAUUGCCUCUUUGAUGUGAGUAGUAGACAAAACCCCUAUCCGAAGAAAUUGCAGGCAUCGAACAAGCAUGUGGUGAAAGAUCUUUGUAUGCCCAUUAAUUGUUUGCUAUAUUCCCUCUUUGAUGUGAGUAGUAGACAAACACCUAUCAUAUCCGAAGAAAUUGCAGGCAUCAAACAAGGCCGUGGUGAAAGAUCUUUGUAUGCCCAUUAAUUGUUUGCAAUAUUGCCUCUUUGAUGUGAGUAGUAGACAAAACACCUAUCAUAUCCGAAGAAAUUGCAGGCAUCAAACAAGGCCGUGGUGAAAGAUCUUUGUAUGCCCAUUAAUUGUUUGCUAUAUUGCCUCUUUGAUGUGAGUAAGUAGACAAACACCUAUCAUAUCCGAAGAAAUUGCAGGCAUUGAAAGAUCUUUGUAUGCCCAUUAGUUGUUUGCAAUAUUGCCUCUUUGAUGUGAGUAGUAGACGAAAGCCCUAUCAGAAGAAACUGCAGGCAUCAAACAAGCCUGUGGUGAAAGAUCUUUGUAUGCCCAUUAAUUGUUUGCUAUAUUGCCUCUUCGAUGUCCGGUAAAGAGGCUCAACGUUCUUCCAAAUAAUUCGGGUAUAUCCUUUGACACGUAGAGGUCAGUUCAAGAGUAAUUGAAAUUGACUCAUCUUGAGUUGAACCCAAAUGUUCCACUCGGGUCAACCAAGCCGAUGAUUUAACCUAACAUCCACCCAAAUCCCUCCCACGCGACCGCUGGCGAAGGAAACCUAGCCAUCGCUUGUCCGCUCGUCUUCGUUGCUGCCGCCGCCUCAGAAACGCUUACCGGAGAAGCCGUCGCCCUUCAGCAAUGCCGAUGGGCAGGACAAAAAAGCAGGGUGUCUUACGAGCCAACCAAGCAAUAUAUCAAGGGGCAACACUUCGUGAGGAGAACACUGGUGUAAAACAAGUGGACGUGAGUUCUAUCUUGAGGAUGCAGCAUCUUCAGCGUUUGGCAACAUGGGCUAGUAAAGAAGCUAGAGUGGCUCCUCUUGCUGCAUUUUUGGGAGAACGGUUGGCUUCUAAGGCAGAAGCUUCAGGGAUUCCUCUGGACCCAUCAACUCUUCUUUGUGAGAGAUGUGAAACCAUCUUGCAGCCUGGGAACAGCUGCAGUGUACGAAUAGAAAAAGUUACCAACAAGAGAAGACGACGGGUUAAUAAGUCACGAUUUCCCCGACAAAACAAUGUAAUCUACACAUGUCAUUUCUGUUCUCACCGUAACCUAAAACCAGGCACUGCGAAAGGCCAUGUCCAUGCUCUAUUGGAUGCACAUCCAGGUCAUACCUCUUCAAGAUCAAAUUCCUAUGGCCCCAUGAGUGAGAUAAAAGGCGACUCUGGUGUGGCCACCAAGGUGCUUCAACAUGAUGCUGCAGCAGGAUCUGUUGAACCGGAACUCAACUCUGGGUUGAACUCUAGCGGUCCUGAUACUAAUGCUGCAGCUGGAUCUGUUGCUACCAAGAGCCCCGUUACUCCACUAAUGAAGCUGAUCAAUAAAUCCAACAAGAAGAGGAAGAAGGCUGAUGACUCGACAACCAACAACAGUUUGGCGACUGCUGAUUCGGGACGAGCGAUUGGAGGCUCUAGCAAGCGGCGAAGAAAAGGAUGGUCUAGCUUGAAGGAGAUCGUUGAGAGCAGCGAGUCAAAGAACGACAGAAGUAUUAGUAAUCUUGCUAUUCCAUUUCUUCUCGCUUAAUCGGUGCUGCUCUCUAACUUUUCUUUAAUCAAACAAGCAAGAAAAACAAUUAAAAUGUAGAUAUGCUGUCAGUCUCUUGUAUAUAGUUUCUAAUUGUAGACAAGCAAGAAAAUCAUUCUGACAUCCCAUCAGAGAUUUGUAACAUGUUUUCUAA